UUGCUGUAUAAAAGGCAGUGAGGGCAUUUCACAUACGUCCACAAACUGAGAGGAGAAGGUUUGUGGUGGAACUUCUUUGUUUAAAGACCUGAGAAGAAAUGGGUCCCACUUUCCAGGUAGCACUAUGCCUUGGGAUGCUUGCAUUGAGCUUUGCACUCCCCAAAACAAGAGAGGUCCGCUGGUGUGUGAAGUCAGAAAGCGAGAAUAAGAAGUGCAAAGAGCUUGCUAACCAAUGUAAGCAUCCGGACAUCACACUGAGCUGCGUGAAAAAAGCCAACACUGACGACUGCUUUGUUGCCAUUCAAAAUGGAGAAGCUGAUGCUAUUGGACUGGAUGGUGGCGAUGUUUACAGAGGGUCUUUGCACCCUUAUGACCUGAAGCCAAUCAUGUCAGAAAAAUAUGACUCUAAAACAGGUGAAGAAACAUGCUAUCAUCCAGUUGUAGUGGCGAAAAAAUCAACUACAUUUACAAUUAGGGAGUUGAAAAAUAAGAAAACUUGCCACACUGGAGUAGGAAAGACAGCAGGCUGGAACAUUCCUAUUGGAUGGCUUAUUAAGGAGAAAUUCAUUGAAUGGCCUCGACCUAUUUCCAUUGAAAAAGCGGUUACAGAGUUAUUCUCAUUUAGCUGUGCUCCCGGAGCCAAAGAACCUAACUUGUGCAAGCAGUGUGCUGGGAUAGGAGAUAAAAAGUGUACCCGUUCUCCUGAUGAGCCUUACUAUAACUACGAUGGCGCCUUUAAAUGUUUGAAAGAUGAUAAGGGAGAUGUAGCAUUUGUCAAACACACAACUGUACCAGUUGAAGAAUCUAAAAAUUAUGAGCUGCUGUGCCCAGACAAUACUAGAAAACCUAUUGAAGACUAUAAAAAAUGUAACUUUGCAACGGUCCCUGCGCAUGCCGUGGUGACAAGAAGCAUAGGAGACAAGACUAAGGAUAUUGUUGAAUAUCUUCAAAAUGCUGAGGAAAAACAAUGCAAACUCUUCAGCUCUGAACACGGGAAGGAUCUUCUUUUCAAAGACUCUGCAAUUGGUUUCCUUGCUCUGCCAAGUGUGAUGGACACCUUCUUGUAUCUUUCACCAAAUUAUUACACUUCUAUUAAAGCUUUGCAUGGAGUACAAAGCAAUUUAGCGGAAGGCAAAGUGCGCUGGUGUACACAAAAUCUCCAGGAGAGGACAAAAUGUGACGACUGGACACCUGUAAGUGGUGGCGCCAUUGAAUGCACUUCAGCAAACUCAGCAGAAGAAUGUAUACAGCAGGUUCUGAAAGGUGAUGCUGAUGCAGUUACAUUGGACGGAGGGUUCCUGUAUACUGCAGGGAAGUGUGGACUGAUACCAGUAAUGUCAGAAUACUAUGAUAAAGAUAACCUGGCACCAUGCAGAUCAUCAGGAACAACAUCACAAGGUGUUUAUUAUGCUGUAGCAGUUGGAAAAAGUGUAAACAAAAACCUUUCAUGGAAGAACCUCAGAGGCAAGAAGUCAUGUCACACUGGUGUAGGCCGCACAGCUGGUUGGAAUAUUCCUGUUGGUCUGAUUUAUAAUGAGACACAAAAUUGUAACAUAGGUGAAUUCUUUAGCCAGAGCUGUGCUCCUGGAUCCGAUGUUAAUUCAAACUUGUGCAAAUUAUGCAUUGGAAAUCCAAAAUGUGCUCCGAAUGCGAAAGAGCUAUUAUAUGGAUACUCAGGAGCCCUCAGGUGCCUAGCGGGAGAAGGAGAUGUUGCUUUUGUGAAGCAUACAACAGUGCUUGAGAAUACAGAUGGUGCUAACAAGGCUGACUGGGCAAAAAAUCUAAAAUCAGAGGAUUUUGUGCUUUUGUGUCCUAAUGGCAACCGUAUGCCUGUUGAUAAAUAUAAAGAAUGCCAUCUUGCUAAGGUUCCUGCUCAUGCCAUUGUGACUCGACCGGAAAAGAGGAAGGAAGUUGCAAAAAUCCUUGUCGAUCAGCAGUCAUUGUUUGGAAGGCAAGGAUCUGAAAGAGAUAUGUACAAUAUCUUUGACAAUUCACGAGGCAAGGACCUCCUCUUUAAGGACUCCACACAAUGCUUGCUGCCUAUCAUUGAGGGCACUACAAUGGAACAAUUUCUUGGAGAAGAAUACGUUUCUGCAGUGGCUGGUGUUAAUAAAUGUUCUACAAAAUCAGAGCUCCUUUCUGCCUGUACAUUUCACAAGUGCUGAAGAGUUAUGGUCAAGAUGUAAAAAAAAAAACUUCCACAAUCUUCUCCUGCUCAAGUGGUCCAGAUAGCAAUAAUUUUAUCUUACAUCAUAAGUUUUCUCUGUAUUUUCAAUAAAUAGUUUAUAUCUGUU
Messenger RNA from Bombina bombina (fire-bellied toad), 2294 nucleotides. Its product is annotated as serotransferrin-B. NCBI's taxonomy places the organism in Eukaryota, Metazoa, Chordata, Amphibia, Anura, Bombinatoridae. Gene Ontology annotation, cellular component: extracellular region; early endosome; recycling endosome. The coding region runs from base 99 to 2165 and encodes 688 amino acids. The transcript is spliced from 17 exons. The record is from RefSeq and is a predicted model, not a curated record. Gene Ontology annotation, biological process: antibacterial humoral response; iron ion transport.